CCCUGCUCAUAGUUCUCAGCUAGAUGGGACCAAAGCUUCGCUGGCCCCAGACUCACACACACACACAGCCUCUGGGGGAGAGAGAGCAGGGAAGAGGAGGCAGGAAGAGAAAGCAGCACACAGAGCAGAGGGCUGCUGCUAGUGCACACACUGGCUUAGAGACAUACAAGAAAGCCAGAGUGUGUGUCUUAUUUUUUUCUUACUAGUUUUCUUCCAGAGCUGUUGAUGAGGCAGGUUGGGUCAGCUUCAUCUCAUCUCAGUCUGGCGUGCAGAGGUGGCCAGGGGGGUCGAAGUGUGUACCGCUUCUCGAGUGUGUGUGACUUUAUUUUGCAACUCUUGAACACUGGAACUGUACUGUAAGCAUUAUGACUCUUCUGGGCUCUGAACACUCCAUACUGAUACGAAGCAAGUUUAGAUCAGUCCUACAGUUAAGACUUCAGCAGAGGAGGACACGAGAGCAGCUGGCAGACCAAGGCAUCAUGCCUCACCCGGCCUCAGACUGCUCCUCUCUGGAGGCCCAGAUGAGGCUAAGGCGAGCCCGGCUCGCCGAGGACCUGAACGAGAAGCUGGCUCUCAGGCCGGGGCCCCUGGAGCUGGUCCAAAAGAAUAUCAUUCCCCUAGACUCUGCCAUCACAAUGACAGUAAACCAUGGUAAGUUCCCUAAGCAGGAGGACUCUUAUGCGUUUGAGGAGGACAGCAGCAGUGAAAGUCUGUCUCCAGAGCAGCAUCACAGUGAUGAGUCGCAGGGCUCGGCCUGCCCUUCAUCUGAGGCUGUGGGCAGCACGCCCUCCUCCUCCUCCUCACCUGCCCUCACCAGCCCACGACAGGGAGGUGCAACCCGAGACCCACCUGAUCAAAGCCAGGAUGAAGGACUGUCUGGAGCCAACAACAGCCAGGCUACUCCCCCAAUACCCGUUCCUGCUAUUGUCAAGUCCAAGACAUCAGACAAGAACCGACACAAGAAGCCCAAAGAUGUGAAGCCAAAGGUGAAGAAGCUCAAGUACCACCAGUACAUUCCUCCAGACCAGAAGGCAGAGAAGUCCCCUCCGCCCAUGGACUCGGCCUACGCCCGACUCCUCCAGCAGCAGCAGCUCUUCCUGCAGCUGCAGAUCCUCAGCCAGCAGAAACACGCUCACACACAUCCGCAGUCGCAGCAGUCGCACCAGCACACACACACUCCACAGACACAGGCCCAGGCCCAGGUUCAGCAGCGGCAGCCCGCUUUCAGCUACCAGCCCCACCCACAGAGCCAAAGCCAGAAAGGAGCCAGUGAGCAGCUAUCAGCCUGUAGCUCCAGUGGUCCACCCAGCCAAGCCAACAGUAACUCCUCCUCUCCGGUCAAGACCACAUAUCCCAACCAAAGCAACAUCUCACCAGUCAAACCUGGGCCCCUGCCAGCUAAUCUGGAUGACCUAAAAGUGUCAGAGCUCAGGCAGCACCUGCGUAUUCGCGGCAUGCCCGUCUCCGGCACCAAGACGGCCCUCAUCGAGCGCCUUCGACCCUUCAAGGACUCUAAUGCCGGCUCCUCGCCCUCCGGCUCCUCUGACAUCACCACUGUGACUUUCCCGGUCACACCCACAGGGUCCCUGUCCUCCUACCAGUCCCCAUCCUCCUCCAGCGCCCUGUCCCAGGGAGGUUACUACCCUUACCCCAGCACCUCCUCCAGCCCUCCCAUCUCUCCGGCCUCCUCGGAGCUGUCCCUAAGCGGCUCGCUCCCCGACAGCUUCAGCGACGUGCCCAUGUCCUCACCCACGCAGUUUGCCCUGCAGCCUUCUCCGGCCCAGCUCAGCAUGGAGGACGGCCUGGGGGGAGGCAGCCUGGGCAUCCUGUUAACAGCCAUGCCGCAGAAAAAUGGCGGCCAGGCAGUGAACUGUUCCUAUCCUUCUGACCAAAGAGGCCUUCAGGGUGUCUUUCCCAACUCAGCUGAUUGUGGCCAUGGCGGCUCAGCCAAGGCUGAAAACCCGAAUAUCCAACCAAAGAUGUCAGUAGCGCCCUCUCCUCGGCAUGUUGGCCAAAAGUGCCAGGUCUCUCCCCCUGCCUUCAGUAGCUCAGAUUCAGAUGCAUCUGACUUAAGACAGCCCCCAUGCUAUGAGGAUGCAGUCAAACAGCAACUGACCAGAAGUCAGCAGAUGGACGAACUUUUGGAUGUGCUCAUAGAGAGUGGAGAGAUGCCAGCUAACGCCAGAGAAGAGAGGGAGAGGUCCUCUGUAACCAAAGUUGUGCCUCACAUUACUGUGUCCCCAGGGUGUCCCGGCCUCCUCAUCCCGAGGUUCCACAGACACUACGAACACCUGUCCCCCACCCAGCUUCCUUACGACCACUCGGCCAAUCACAUCACUGAGAGCCACCUGGAGACUCUGCUGGGAAGUCCAAUUGGCCGGGGAGGGGAGGUGGCCCUUCUUAAAAUGGCUGCUGAGGACGGGGGGCAGGAAGAUGAAGGGAACAGGGACGGCGAAGGGUACGGCAGCCCCCACAACCACCACCGCCACCCUCAUCGUCCCCAACAGGACAAACUUCUGACCAACAGGGAUCUGAUGGACACCCCUCUGUCACCCAUCAGCACCAAAGUGUCCGCCGUCCCCGAGGUGCAGGGGAUGGUCAGCAUGACUUUCAGCGAGACGCCGUGGGAGACGAUGGAGUGGCUGGACCUGACGCCACCCAGCUUGGCUACGGCCUUCAGCGUUGCUCCGCCCAGUGGGCCCAGCAUCUUUAACACAGAGUUCCUGGAUGUCACAGACAUUAACUUGAACUCGGCCAUGGACCUCCACCUGGAGCACUGGUGAAAGCAGCACCGGCACCAAAGUCGGCCGUCAAACACGACACCAGCUUCCAAGUAGCUGUACGGACCGCUGAUCAGCUUCGACCAUACCAAAGAACUGUUCUACCUGAACUUCAGUCCAAGUGCCAGAACUUGUUUCUUGUUCUAAUAAUACAGAGGGAAGUAGACCAUUAGCCUACAUCCAAAGAUCGAUGACAAAGUCAACUACAGAAUUAUAUUUUGACUUAUUUUCUCCACUUGAGGUUCUCUUGUUGUCAAAAUACCUAAAAUCCAAAGACUAUGUGCUGUUUGACAUGAUCUUUGUCCAUUUUGGACAAUGAUGCGCACAACUGCCAAAUAAGUAUGACAGUGGACACAUGAAGGAUUUUCUAGAAAAUGGAAAUAAAAGAUUACAGUGCUUUAUGCCAACACUUUAUGCAAUAUCAGUGUUACACCACUUAGACUUGAAGACACAUUUUGACAAUCAUUGUAUAUUUUCUGAGUUUAUGUUUUUAUUACUGGAAAAAAACGAAAGGAAUUACAAGCUGAAUUGGAUUGCUUAGUACGGCCAUUUUGUAAAUAUCUUAACUAUCUGUACUGACAGAGACAAGUUGACGUCUGCAUAUUUUGUCAGUGGUGUGGGAGACGACACAAACCACAAAUCAAGUGUAUUAUGUAAUCAGUUCAUCAAUUGAUGUAAAUAUGACAAAAAAAAUAUCUCACUGUGCACCUCUAGCUAAAUACACAUUUGUCACAGUUUGCUUGAGCUUAGAAUAUGUGUGUAGAAAUGGUUUUCAUUCCUUUGAAGGACCUUUUUUUAUACAAGUUUCUUUACACUAUUUGGCGUAUUUAUCCACAGAAUGACAUUAAUGUCUGAAAAACCUUUGGUCUUACCGGUUUUAAUCGGCAGACAAACUGUGCCUUAUUUGCAACAGCUUUUUAUUAAAAAUAUUUUAUACCAGUUUCCCCUUUAUAAUGUUUUAAUAAUUUGCUAUCCCCUGAAACCAGAUAUUAUCAUAGAAAGCAAAACCAGACAAAUGUUGAAAAUGAAAAAUACAACUUCAUCUCUAUUUUAUCUUAAGUAGUUUUUUGUUCUGACAAAUUUUCACCCUUUCUAUUCCCAGGCCAAUCACAGUUAUUUAUUGUUUUUUUUUAUAUUUAUACUUUAUCCUGUAUUUAUACUGACAUUCCUUUCUAAAAGAUUGGGGCUCUUUGAUUUAUCGGAAAACUCCAGUGCCGCCAUUAUGACCACGGACAUUUCUUAGUAAAUCUCUUAAAAAUGUGACACAAAGUGAAGGAACCACUUCGAAAAGCCAUGCUUUCUUAAACACUUUUCUAUAAAGAAUCAUAUGAAGUGGAAAUGUCCGUAAUUAGCACUUGUGAAUAGGAAAAUGUAAUAUAUUCAGAUCUUUACUGUGAAUACUGCAUAUUAACACAGCAAAGCCAGAGCCGGCCUAUACACACAGUAGAUGCACUAAUGAGAGAAUUUCUCAAAAACACCUUUAAGUUUUUAGUUUCGGUCAGCAGUCUGUUUUUCAAACGUGAAAACUUACAGUAGUUAGAUGAGAGGAUUGACACCACUGUCACAUCUAUACGCUAAAUAUAAGGCUACAGCCAGCAGUCUGUUAGCUUCAUUUACAUAAAGACUGGAAACAGAGUUUUAAUUAGCCUGAGUCAGCAGUUAUUAGCUAGUUUGUUGUCUCCUGGCUCCAGCUUCAUAUUUACCCGACACAUGUAAAGUGGAGUCGAUCUUCUCAUCGAGCUAACUCUCAGCAAGAAAGCUAAUCCCAAACUGUCAGAUUAUAGCUUUAGAAGUGUUUGCCAAUUCCUUUCUUGCAUUUACAGUUAUGUUCUCAGUAAACAUGGGUUUCACUUUGUGUUCUGGUUAGACCAAAUAUUGCUUUUUCCUGUUACUUAUGAAGUGUUGCACUUGUUAAAUGGAUUCUAUGGUUACUUGUAGGCUAUUAAUGCCCAUCUUGACUAUAUGACAAAGCUGAUAUUCUUUACUUCAUGCCUUCUGUCGAAAGAGUAUCUACUGGCCUUUUUUAUCUUGUGGGGUUUUCUCAAGAAAAGAAAAUCACAUCUGACAGAAGCUUCCAUGUUGCUUGGCCACCGACUUGCUUUGCUAUUGUAAAAAAAAAAAUUAAAAAAACAGUAUUUGCCUGCAUCCCUGUAUACUACAGAAAGACGAGCAAUAAACUUAUCACAGCAAAAUCAUUUCCGCAGUUACUUUUUUAUUCAUGUCCAAUUCACAAGAAGCACACAAUACAGGGUUUUAAUCUUUUCAAUGGGAACUUUAUUUGUAACCGUUGAUAAAGAUACAAUAUUCAUCGCCCUUAAUAUUAUUUUAUAAUCUAAUAUGAACAUUCUAGUAAAUUGCAAUUUAUACAACAUGUACCCUGGAGAUUCAUAUUCACCAGUGGUAAAUUAGCUUCCUGGAAAUGAUUCCCAUGAGAGAAGAACAGAUCUGGAGACUGCAGUGAAACGACUCCGUCUGUUGGGUCACAUGAGUCUGUGGGCUCUCUCCGGGGUUUGCACCAUUUUGCAUUACAGAUAGAAAUGGAAACAACAGAGCUGACACAAUUCUCCAUUUGAACUGUAGAGAGAAUCAUGUCUGGUCUACACUGCAUCUCCACCAACUUGGUUGUAAUGUUUUACCCCCUUCCGAAUAAGUAUUCAACAAGUCUGUCCCCAAACUCCACCACGCAUCCCAAUGAUGGUGGCCAUUUUCCAACAUGGCUGACAUCUGUAGAGGCCCAUUUCAUGGAAUUGUAAAUAAAACAUAAAAGGGGCACUCCAGCGAAUUUUACACACAAAUAUGUCACCAAUCAUCAGGAGUACUAUUCAGUCAUAAAAUGUCCUCUGUGGCUCUGGAACAGCUUUGUCAAGUCUAAGAAAACAACCUAAUGAUUUCAUAAGGGUUAUUCUUUUUGGUUUUGGAGCCUUCCCCAUAUGACUGACUAAAAGUCUGGAUAUCUUGGCCUCUGCUGCAUCCAUUUAGACUUCUUUGUUUUUAAUCAGUCUCUUGCAAGACUCCCAAUGUUAUGAAAGUAUAAUACUAAAAUCGCUGGAGUGACCCUUUAAGUAAGACAAUUCCUUUAAUGCAAUGAAACUAAAUGUAAUAAAGCAUACAGUGGGAAAAAAAGCCAAAUAUACAAUCAAAACUUGAAAUGUGACAAUGUCAGUCAGUGCUGAAAACAGUCUAAAGAUUUCCACAUUAAGCUAUGAGAGUUAACAAUAGUAAUACUCUGACACAUAAAAUACCAUCCUUGAAUCAUGUGACAGUCAACAGUUGACUUAGAUUAUUGCAUACUCUUGGCUUAUUAUCGUAUACGCUAUGUUACAUUCAGUUACUUUACAUUAUUAGUAUUUGCUAGGUUAAAGGAUAAGACGGGCACUAUUCAACACAAUAUUAAUGAGAUUUGUUGA
Molecule: messenger RNA, 6187 nt
Organism: Morone saxatilis (striped sea-bass)
Lineage: Eukaryota; Metazoa; Chordata; Actinopteri; Moronidae
Gene: myocd
Product: myocardin
Exons: 13
Coding region: 366-2783 (805 amino acids)
Biological process (GO): cardiac muscle cell differentiation; smooth muscle cell differentiation
Source: RefSeq, a predicted model, not a curated record